AUUAAUAAUCAAAGAAUUAAUUGACAAUAAAUUGUCUUCCAAAUCCAUAGGACCCAUUCCUCCAUUACCAGCAGUAGAGCAUAUCCACGUAAACAAAAAAAAUUCAAAAACAGAGAAGAACCCCUGGAAAUAGACAAGUCUGAAUUGUCGUAGAUUAAAACUAAUCCACCCCUGGGCCCCAUUUUUUCUUCAGCCCCAGGAGAAUCUGCAGAAUCCCCUGAAGACCCGAAGGAGUCAAAACGACGAAUAAUCCCUCCAGAAAAUAAAAAAAAUCCACACAAACUCAGACCUCCAAGAUGGCGUCUGUCACGUACAUCUGAUCGGGAGGUGUGAGUCCCCCUCUCAUUCUAACACACAACCCAAUGGUGACUGUAACGGGAUUUUUUCAGUGGUUAAAUCAUCAUUCAUUUCCCAUCAGCGUAAAUGUCUCCCUAAUCCCCAGAAGAAGUUGUCAAAGGGUUUGAGUGCCACAUGAGGAAUGACUGGCGCGGGCUCGAUGAAUUUGGAUGUCAUCGGAGCCGCCGGCGGCGCGCACUAAAUCAUCACAAUGUUCAGCAAGAAACUUCAUGUAGACGUGAAGAAGUCGACGCUGAAAAUCCAGGAUGUCAAGAAGGACAGUGCAACGAGAUUCAAGCAUCUGAAGAUCGUCCUAGAAAAUGUCGACACGGACGAGGCCAAGGGCUUCUUCGAGGGCAACUUCAGUCAUGUUUACUUUAUCCUGUAUGACUGCUUCGUUACUGCGGAGGCCAAUCUUCGACAGAGAGAACUAUCCUUCCAUCUCGUGCACAAAGCGCACCGUGAGGAGCUCGAACAGGUUCUCCAGCUGCUGGAGAAGGUGCUGACACUCCUCCCCGAAUUAUUGAACCGUCGAUGGCAAUGCCACAGCCUAGCUCGAAUCCUCCACAAGCUACUUCACCCGGGAAACAGCUGGAAGCUGCGUCGCCAGGCUCUGCGCUACUUCAUCCUGUGGUACCAAGCCCUGGGUGAGAAUGCACCAGAGCACAUUCACCAGAUGUUCGCCUCCCUGGUCCCAGGUUUUCCUCCAGCACCAGCCUCGAGUCGCCCUGAGCGUCGCAAGCCCCCGAAUCCGCCAAACCAGGAGGAAAAGGAGAAACGAGAGUUCUUCGACACUCAGCACGUCACCUCGAUCUUCCACUGCAAUAAUUCCCAGCAGGGGCCAGUGACUCAGCCCAACGGUACCCCAUUGUUACCUGUCCAGAGUGGUGAAAAACCCCUGGACAACGAGACCCUCCGUUUCUUCGAGGCCCUUUUAGAGUUCAUGGUUACCCAGGUAGUGAAGGUUGAGUGGAGGGACAAGCAUCCACGUCAGCACAAGUGUUUUCAAUUUCUCUUGGAACGAUUCAAAGCGACUUAUCUGAGAUAUAUCUGUCCAGAAUUCGAUGACACAUUUUCUUUGUACAAACCCUCCCUGGAGUUGCCAACAAUGAGACAGCAGUCGCCAAAUUCUCAGAGUAAUUAUACCCUCUGCAAAGUGGCCCUCAUAAAGUGGCUAGCGAGCUUCACCCACGUCACCAAGAAGGACACCUUUAUCAACCCUCAAACAACACCCAACGAGGAACACGACGAGUCCAAAAGGAUUUCGAUAAAUCAAAGUGUCGACUCCAAUUCAUUAUCUCCAGAUAUUCAGGACUCACAGCCUGACGAUGGCCAAGCGGCUGUUCUUCUAGUUCGAGAGGUGCUCUAUGCAAGCAGAGACAAUGUGAAUUUUGUUCAUGAAAUUUAUCGACAGGCUUUUCUCUUGGACUUCACUCACGCGGGGGCCAUUCGAAAGGCCAUUGCUGUCUACAAGGACUGGGUGCAGAUGAAUGAGAUUCCUCCCUUUAUGCUGGAGCCCCUGGAGAGUCACAAGGAUAAGGAAGAGGAGCUCGUGAGGAGGGAGGAGAAUGAUAAGAGUGACAAGAGUCCUUCUGACAGCUGGAGACAGGGGAGGCUGAGAAAUGAUUCGUACCUGGGAGCCAUCCACAGGGAGAAUCUCUUCGUCCGGGCCGGAUUGCAGAGUGUACUUCAAAUUUUUAUCACUCAGGCGUCCAAUGUUUUUUUUCUGGAGAACUCUGGGGGUCUGGCAAGUGCUGCUCUCCUGGAGGAGCAGAUUGACAGCUGCAAGAGAGUCCUCAAUGUCUAUAGGUACGUGGUGAUGCACGCCAGAUUAGAACCGAGCACUUGGGAUCAGCUGCUGAGGGUUCUUCUGCAAAUUACGUCACUAGUCCUUGGGGAUAAAUCCUCCAGGCGAAAACAACAUGAGAGUAUUGGAGGAAAAUUAGCUCCUGCUAUCUUUCAGACUCUGAUCGUCACCUGGAUCAAGGCCAAUCUUAAUGUAGUUAUUCUUACACAACUCUGGGACGAGUUCCUCGAGGUGCUGACUAGUCUCACCCAGUGGGAGGAGCUCAUCAGGGAAUGGGCCAAAACUCUGGAUACUCUGACGAGGGUAUUGGCAAGACAUGUUUAUGGCCUGGACCUUAAUGAUUUACCCCUAGACCGACUCAGUGAACAGAAGAGCAAGAAAAGAAGAGGUGUGGGAUGCAGGACUGCUUCGGCGAGUAAUGUUCAAAGCCCCAGGAGGGGCAGCAUCGACAGGGAGACCAGUACCAUCAAGGAACAUGUGCCAGACCAUCCGUCUCGAGAGUUCCGAAAGCACCGACCACUGCCACGCAGCGUGAGUGACAACAACAUCUAUAGCCUGAAGAAUCGUACAAAACUUCAAAAAACUCGAGCACAAGUCACUCACUUCGAGAUCCCAGCACUUCCCAUCUCGAUUGAAAGAGAUAUGGCCAAACUGGUGAACAACAGUGUCACGAGUACAACGACAGCUGGAAGGAGGAGAACUCUCACUGGGAGACGUGCCAAGUCAUUGGACAGUGUCGUUGUUCCUGACAGUGAACCUGCAACCCCUCGCUGUCCAUCACCAACACCGAGCAGUGGUGUUGACUCCAACAAGGACAGUCCCAUUCAGAUCGAGAAUAUUGAUGGAAGCAGCAUUGACACAAGUGAUGCAUCAGAAAGGCGUUCAGUGAUGGCAGGUGGAAACGUUCGAGGUUGGCUGCCAGAUGUGGCAGUGGUCCUGUGGAGGCGAAUGCUGUCAGCCCUGGGUGACGUGAACAACAUUGAGGACCCAGUGCUCCACGGUCAAGUGAUGGAGUACCUGGUGCAGUUGACACAGACCCUGAUAAAAAUUCGAAUGAAUCAGGGUGUCUCAGGGGACAACCAGGCAACACCUCCAGCCCCAGAGUUGAUUCCACCCUUAACAGUGAUAGCCCCCUGGUGUUUCAAGGCAAUUCAACUGCCCCCUCGCUACGAAGUGGGAAAACUCGCAGCCUAUCGUCUAAUUUGUCUCUUGACAGUUCAACCUCUCGACAUAAAUCUCCCCAAGGCCCAUUUAACUCUCUUCUAUCGAGCUGUCCAUAACGGAAUCACCAGUAACGACACCAAAGUCAUUCAUGCCCUCAUAAAAUACACUGGCCCUCGAUUCUUCAGUCUCAAACUGCCAGGAUCUAGUCUGUUGAUCCUGGAUUAUAUCCACGCUGCCAACAGUAUCCUGGGGAGUCAGGAUAUCGAGGCACCGAGGACAGAGGCUGUAUCAAUUCUGGGAUCACUGCUGUCUCUGCCGAUAUCUGGGGGUAAAUUUCCUGUCUUUCAACCUAACUCCAAUGAGAUCGAGACCAUCAUGUGCCCUGAUGCCAAGGAAUUGACCCUCAAUAUUCUCAUGAGGAGCUGCAGGAGGGAACCAACUGGUGUUGCCAGGUGUAUUGCACUCUCCAGCAUCGCGAUGUUCGCUUAUGGAGAACUCUGCCACAAGACACAACACCCAAAAGUACCUGAGGCUGUCACUGUUCUGCUUCAGGCUCUCAGGAGGGCACACAGGGCUGGAAGGCGACGGGACCGGUUCCAUGCACUAUUCCCGUACAAGGCAACUCAUCCCUCAGUGGCUCAGGUCGCCUGUGAUUCACUGAUUCUUCUGUGUGACAAAGCAGACGUUUUAUUGGAGGUCUGUCCAAGGGUUCCAUACAAAAUAAUUCAGAUUCUCUCUGAAACCCUGGACACGAUGACAGUCCGUGAGCGUCGGAGUGCCCUGACAACGUCAAUGCUCUUCUGCUUGGGUGAAUGGGCGAUGCAUCUCGGCCCCAAAGUUCUCUCUACAACAUUCCAGGGUAAACCUCUCCUCCUGACGAUCUUCACAGUGCUCGACAAUAUAAUGCAGAAUAAAUCCGACAAGUUGAUCCAUGACCUGUCACGUCACUCUCGCCACCAGAGUGACGAUCAGGAGGACUUCGACCAGGACAUCACGAUUGACGACUUGGGAAAGGAAACCAAUAACUCUCCACGAUCCUCCAACGCCCAGAGUGUGCAAUUAGCAGCGAAAAUGGUAACAAUGCACCUUGUGAAUCACCUGGGUCAUUUUCCCAUGGGAAUAGGAGCGGCUCGUCUCUCCUCGACAGUAGUAGAACUAGACGAUGUUCCAGGAAUAGACGGUGACGAAUUAUCAUCAGCGAUAUUUCACGCUCCAAACAUCCAACUCUUGAUGCUCUCAAAUUCCAUUAUAAUGUCGUUAGUGGAGUUGCAGGCACUGGAGCCAACAGAGGGUCUGGUUACAGCUCCCUCGAUAGUUCGAGUGCUGCUUCGAGAUCUGGCUGGAAAAGCAGCCUGGGACUGCUCAAUCCUCUAUCGUCAGCAGGAGGAGAGAGAGGACAGGGAUCAGAAAGAUGUGAGAGCCACAACGACUUCCCUGGACCUUCAGGAGGACAACGACUCCCUUAAUCGCGUGAGCCAUCCCCCGAGGCAUUUGACAAGGCCCAGAGAACCCACGAUCCUCCCAACGUUCGCCAAUGCUGCCAGUGACAUGGACAAUCUCGAUGACCUCCUCAAUUACAUCGGCCACACCUCCCCAGAGGUUCUCACCAACCCAGAGCUCCCUCUCAAUGCCCCAGCUAAUGCUCCUCCAGUCAACUGCAUGGAGCACGAAACCAUAACAGCAAUUAUCAAUCAGAGAAACACCUCCAGGGAGUACGUCAACAACUGGAGUCAUCACGUCAGCAUGAGGGCAACUCCAGCUGUUCCACCACCUUCGAGACCACCUCCAGCCCCUUUCCAUCAUUGCAGACUCCUAUUCUCUCAUCUGGGUCUGUCAGGAUGGGAGCAACGGAGGAGAUUGCACCUGCUGUCGAAGAACGAGAAGUUGCUGAGGGAACUCAGGAAUCUCGAUGGCCAGAGGUCCAGGGAAACCCACAAAAUGGCUGUUAUCUAUGUGGGACAGGGGCAGGAGGACAAGAACUCUAUCCUGGGGAAUGUCAAUGGGAGCAAGGAGUACGAAUCUUUCGUCGCUAGACUCGCCUGGGAGGUGGAACUGGAAAGUCACACUGGGUUUAUGGGGGGUCUAGUUCCUGGAAAGGCCAGUGGAACCACUGCCCCAUAUUUUGCCACUUCCUUCGUGGAGAUCCUGUUCCAUGUGGCCACGAGGAUGCCCUCUGAUAGCCCUGAGAGCCUUCUGCAGAAAACUAGACAUCUGGGGAAUGACGAGGUUCACGUCGUGUGGUCGGAGCACUGGAGGGAUUACCGGAGGGAUAUCAUUCCUACUGAGUUCUGUGAUGUGUUGAUUGUUAUUUAUCCUCUGCCGAAUAAAUUGUACAGGGUGCAGAUCGCCAGGAAGCAGGAGAUUCCGUUCUUCGGGCCACUCUUUGAUGAGAGCAUUGUCGAAGAUUGUGUCCUCCCUGGACUCGUCAGGGCGACUGCACUCGCUGCCAGUAGAGCGAAGAGGUCUACUCUGUCGUUGUAUCAGCAUUACUACGAAGAAAGGAAUCGUUCCAUUGAUACAGUAAUGAGAAAUCACAAGGAGUCAACUACAUUCGAGGAAUUCGCUGCCAAUGUUUACGCACCUGUUCAACCCAUCAGUCCAUUCAGUGGAGGAUCAUCCGUCACUGGGUCGAUUGCAAGUGUUCAGUCAACAGCAUCAUCGAAUCUAGCUGCAGCCCUUCUGGACUCUCAUCACGGUCGUCCCAGUCUUCGAAAUAAUUCAGCCUCGAGUGGUGUAGAUAAUCGCACGAACAGAGCCUCUGAUGGGAGCAGAGUUUGGUUCAGUGCAGACACUCAGGAUAGUCCAGCACUUCACGGUAUAUCCCCUCGGCCCUUGAAGAAGAUGUCUUUCAAAACGGGCCCAAAACACCGAAGCAGCAGUACUCAACAGUCGACGCCACCAGACAGUCCGAGAUACAAAUGAAAUCUCAAUUAUUCUCUGUACAUCGGCGUUUUCUGUUUUCCGUCCCUUAGGUUUAAUUCAGUUUUAUCUUUUUCUAUCACUAUUUACAGAUUUGUUGACAUCUGUUCGUUUCGAAUAAUUUAUUAUGACACCAAGUGAAUUAUCGUCUUGAAACAAUGAGGGAUUUUUCGAGUUGAGAGCUAUUCGCGAGACAAUUACAAAGUUCCAACAAUGAAAAUUGAAUAUUAUUUCUAAUGUUUUAGAUUUCAAAAGAAAAUCAUGAAAAUUCGAGUUUUUGUUCGAUGGAAUUUAUGGGAAAACGUAUCGAGAAUAUGAUAUUUUAUAAUAUCAGUUGAUGAAUGGACGAUUUUCUGAUAAACUAAUUACUUUCAGAGGUACUUUCAAGAGAAUGAACUUCAGUUGAACCAAAAAUAGAGCAUGAAACAUUCCUUAAUGAGUUUUUCUCAAUGGGAAUUGACGUAGCACUGUAAAACCGUAAUUUUUACGUGUUUCAAUGAAGUAAUUGAGGUCAGUUGAAUUUUUAUCACUUGGAGACUAGACUUUAUCGAUACUUAGGCAUUAACCGGAUGAUUGAAUUAAUUAGGUGGACAUAAUUACAUUUAAAACUGAAAAAAGAAACAGGAUGAGAGAAAUAAGUGUUAAUCAUGGCCAAAGCAGCAUUAUUUUUUCACUAAUUAGCCGACUAGAUGACGAGUGAGAGUUCGAGAGAGAAAAUAUAUUGUAUGUAAUGUACAUAAGUCACUGUACGAUAAGUGAGGGCCACACCGGGGCGAAGAGAAAAAUUAACGAGAGAAAAAAAAUCGAGUGAAAUUCAUUUUUCUUUUUUUUUAACAUGAACGAAUGGAUUUUAACCGCACGAUGCGCUUCGAUCAAAGUGGAAUUAUUAAUUAAUGUCAGCGUGUCUUUAAGUAUUAAAAAUAUCAGGCACACGAGAGAUGUUAUUUAAUGAGAGCAAUGGAAAAAAAUCGUAACAUUGUACUUAAUAUUUGGAAAUACCACUUAUCGAUUUAACAGGUUAAUUGAUAAUUGAAUGGAUUAAUUGUCCUGGGGGAUUAUAAUAUAUUUUUCUCAUUUAUUGUUCGAUUAUUGAGGUGUCCAGGAUUAAUUGUAUCCUGGGGAAGGCGAGAAAUAAAUUAUUA
This is a messenger RNA of Fopius arisanus, 7368 nucleotides long. RefSeq names its product probable Rho GTPase-activating protein CG5521. The record is from RefSeq and is a predicted model, not a curated record. Gene Ontology annotation, cellular component: nucleus; cytoplasm. Gene Ontology annotation, biological process: positive regulation of GTPase activity; regulation of small GTPase mediated signal transduction. Bases 548 to 6229 code for a protein of 1893 amino acids. Lineage: Eukaryota; Metazoa; Arthropoda; Insecta; Hymenoptera; Braconidae. Gene Ontology annotation, molecular function: GTPase activator activity. The transcript is spliced from 13 exons.